AUGGCGACGUCAAGGGAGUACCCGCGACGCCACGGUGACGACUCUGUAAAUCCACGUUCUAUCAGUGAGUACAGCAUCUCACAAGAGCAGGUCACGAGUUUUGGCCAGGCUUCGAGCUUUUCCAUAGACCCGGCUGCGCUGCACGUUGAGCGUGCUGUCUUGGAACCGCAACCUCUUAUAUUCACAUGGAAGGGAAUUUCGUACUGGGUUCCGGUUCCUAAACUCAAAGAAAAACGUUCACUGCAGAAGUUGGUUCGUCGUAAAAAAGUUAAAGAAAGCAAAGCGGCCACAGUGAAGGAGGUUGAAGCAGAACGGGACCUUGAGUCGGGCUCAUCAACCGAAGCACCUCAACCGCCACCACAAACCGAACAAGUGGCUCAUGUAGACGCGCAUUCCGACGCAGAGGACGGCGAACUGCAACUACUGUACGAUGUUUUCGGGUUCGCGCAGCCGCGCCGUCUGCUUGCGCUCUGUGGUGCGUCGGGCGCAGGAAAGUCAACCUUGCUCGAUGUGCUCGCGAACCGCAAAACCAAAGGGCGUAUCGCAGGCGAGAUAUGUGUUAAUGGGGAACCUGUCGAUUACAGUUUUCUGACGCAUUUUAUGGGAUACGUCGAGCAGCGCGACCUGCAUAUAAGCAAACAAACGGUCCACGAGGCGGUGCUCUUCGCUGCACGUACUCGUUUACCUCCAGGCACUCCAGAUAGUGUUGCCAAACAGUUUACGGAGUAUAUUCUUGAAAUAAUGAACUUGAGUGUUGAUCGAAAUCGACUAGUCGGGAGCGAGGCCGAUUCGGAAGCAUCUGGCGUGAUCAGUAGUGAUGCGAGGAAGCGCCUCUCCAUUGCCGUGGAGUAUGCGGCAAACGCAUCGUUGUACUUCCUCGACGAGCCGACUUCUGGACUUGACGCCCGAUCGGCACUGCGAGUGAUGAGAGCCAUCCGAGCACUCGCGGACAACGACUGCGCCGUUGUUUCGGUUAUCCAUCAACCAUCUUUUGAAGUGUUUGGUGCAUUCGACGACCUGCUCCUGAUGAGGUCCGGUGGCCGAACUGUCUACUUUGGAGAACUCGGUGAUGCGUGUACUUCCAUGACUUCCUACUUUGCACGCAAUGGUGCAGAGCCAAUCGACGACAUGACCAACCCCGCGGACUAUAUGCUGCGCGUUAUUGGUGGUGGAAUUGAUUCGAAACGCAAAGCGCAAAUGCGAGACUGGGCGGACAUCUGGCAAGACUCGCAGGAGUGCAAAGCUGCUCUUGAAAAGCUUGAAGAGCUGAAAAAGACAUCUCGAGGAAGGUACACGUUAACAUACAAGCCGCCGACUCGACGACAGCAGUGGCGACGUGCGUACUACGUGACCAUUCGACAGCUCAUCUCCUACUGGCGCACCCCAACGUACAACUUCUCGCGCAUGGUGCUCGCAGUCGCUCUGGGUCUCAUGAUCGGACUCUUCUUCCUCAAGUUGCCACGAAAUAAUACCGCGCUGGACUCUUACGUCUCUGUAGUCUAUUUAUCUCUACUGUAUGGCGUAUUUCUAAUCCAGAACGUGCUGGGGCCGACUUUUCAGGAAAGAGCAGCUUUCUAUCGAGAGAUCGCUUCUGGCACCUACAAACCCAUCGCCUAUGCGUUUGCUAUUGGCAUUGCGGAAAUCCCCUACACGAUUGUAGGUUCCGUCAUUUUCACGCUUUUAGUUUUCUUCAUGGUAGGCUACCCUGCUGCGCAGUAUGGCUACUUUUUGCUGAUGAAUAUCCUGUUUAGUUUGUUCACGACGAGUCUCGGUCAACUCUUGGCCGCGUUGUUGAGCUCUCAGGUCGUUGGUGUCAUGAUCGUGGGUAUGUUGAUCCCGCUAAUGAACGUGUUCUCUGGCUUCUUGCAGCCGUAUCCGGAUAUUCCUCAUUGGCUCUGGUGGGCCUACUACGCUGACCCCUACCGAUGGGCGCUCGAAGGAGUCGUCGUCGCCUGUGUGGAUAACGUGGCCUUUCACUGCGACCCUGGUGAGUUUCGGUUCUUCCCGUUACCACCGAGUUUCAACGGCGACUGCAGCGACGGUGGCACGCUGAACUAUUACAACGAAACCAGUGCUUCGGUAUGUGCGGCUGCGGGCGUUACAGUAGCAAACGGCUCGGUGGCGUGUUGCCGCUAUUGCCCCGUGACCAAUGGGCGCCAGAUUAUUGAAGAAUUUGGACUCCAUGCGAACUGGAAAUGGAUCGAUAUCGGAGCGGUGGCUGGAUUCUAUGCGCUUUUCCGUAUCGCGAACACGCUGGCGCUACUCUAUAUUCGACAUCUGAAUCGAUAA
Messenger RNA from Cyanidioschyzon merolae strain 10D, 2289 nucleotides. RefSeq names its product ATP-binding cassette, sub-family G. Gene Ontology annotation, cellular component: membrane. Lineage: Eukaryota; Rhodophyta; Bangiophyceae; Cyanidiales; Cyanidiaceae. The transcript has a single exon. Bases 1 to 2289 code for a protein of 762 amino acids. The record is from RefSeq and is a predicted model, not a curated record. Gene Ontology annotation, molecular function: ABC-type transporter activity; ATP binding; ATP hydrolysis activity.